Phaedon cochleariae (mustard beetle) is the source of this 440-nucleotide messenger RNA. NCBI's taxonomy places the organism in Eukaryota, Metazoa, Arthropoda, Insecta, Coleoptera, Chrysomelidae. The record is from the annotation of a GenBank genome assembly.
CUGGCAAUGAAUGGUUAUUGUGAUCGAAUAAAUAAACAAAUAUUUCUCUUUUCAGUGAUACUUUCAAGUUUCACAGUAGUUUUAUACAUAGAAUCUCAGACGAAUAAAAGCAAUUAUAUAUGAAAAGUAACUAGUUACAGAAACAUCCCAAACAAUGAUUGAAAUAACAUGCAAUGACCGAUUGGGCAAAAAGGUCCGAGUAAAAUGUAAUCCAGACGAUACCGUAGGUGACCUGAAAAAGUUGAUUGCUGCACAAACAGGAACUAAAUGGGACAAAAUCGUUUUGAAAAAAUGGUACACUACAUUCAAGGACCACAUACAACUUCAAGACUAUGAAAUCCAUGAUGGUAUGAACAUUGAGCUGUAUUACCAAUAAACUAGGUUAAGUAUACUUUGAUCAAUUUUUGUUUAUCAAUAAAAUAAUAUAUCAUUUAAAUCUU